GAAUAAUGCAUGAGCGGAGUGCCCAGGCCAGGCGGGGGCUGGGCGGGGAUUGGCUGGAGGGGCUGUAAUUCAGCGGUUUCCGGAGCUGCAGCGGCGUAGACCGGGAGGGGGAGCCUGGGGUUCCGACGUCGCCGCGGAGGGAGCGAGCUCGAACAGGAUCCUUGACGAGCACCCCUACUUGGCGCUCUCCCCGUGUCUAAUAGGGGAGACUCUGCGGCCUGAGGGAGCCCUGCGGCCCGCACCCCGGCGCAAGCGCAGCCCCGGCCAGUCGGGCCUCAGCCGGAGCAGCAGUUGUGACCCCUGAUUCCAGCAGAAUGGCCCAAUGGAAUCAGCUACAGCAGCUGGACACACGGUACCUGGAGCAGCUUCACCAGCUGUACAGCGACAGCUUCCCGAUGGAGCUCCGGCAGUUUCUGGCCCCUUGGAUUGAGAGUCAAGAUUGGGCAUAUGCAGCCAGCAAAGAAUCCCACGCCACUUUGGUGUUUCAUAAUCUCUUGGGUGAAAUUGACCAGCAGUAUAGCCGCUUCCUGCAGGAGUCCAAUGUUCUCUAUCAGCACAACCUGCGAAGAAUCAAGCAGUUCCUUCAGAGCAGAUAUCUUGAGAAGCCAAUGGAGAUUGCCCGAAUUGUGGCCCGGUGCCUGUGGGAAGAGUCCCGCCUCCUCCAGACUGCAGCCACUGCAGCCCAGCAAGGGGGCCAGGCCAACCAUCCCACAGCCGCUGUGGUGACAGAGAAGCAGCAGAUGCUGGAGCAGCACCUUCAGGAUGUUCGCAAGCGUGUCCAGGAUCUGGAACAGAAAAUGAAAGUGGUGGAGAAUCUCCAGGAUGACUUUGAUUUCAACUACAAAACCCUCAAGAGUCAAGGAGAUAUGCAAGACCUGAAUGGAAACAACCAGUCAGUGACCAGGCAGAAGAUGCAGCAGCUGGAGCAGAUGCUCACUGCGCUGGACCAGAUGCGGCGAAGCAUCGUGAGUGAGUUGGCGGGGCUUUUGUCGGCUAUGGAAUAUGUGCAGAAAACUCUCACGGAUGAAGAGCUGGCUGACUGGAAGAGGCGGCAGCAGAUUGCGUGCAUUGGAGGCCCUCCCAACAUCUGCCUGGAUCGGCUAGAAAACUGGAUAACCUCAUUAGCAGAAUCUCAACUUCAGACCCGCCAACAAAUUAAGAAACUAGAGGAGCUGCAGCAGAAAGUGAGCUACAAAGGGGACCCCAUUGUACAGCACCGGCCCAUGCUGGAGGAGAGAAUCGUGGAGCUGUUCAGAAACUUGAUGAAAAGUGCCUUCGUGGUGGAGCGACAGCCCUGCAUGCCUAUGCACCCUGACCGGCCAUUAGUCAUCAAGACCGGGGUCCAGUUUACAACGAAAGUCAGAUUGCUGGUCAAAUUCCCUGAGCUAAACUAUCAGCUUAAAAUUAAAGUGUGCAUUGACAAAGACUCCGGGGACGUCGCGGCUCUCAGAGGAUCCCGGAAAUUUAACAUCCUGGGCACCAACACGAAAGUGAUGAAUAUGGAAGAGUCCAACAACGGCAGCCUCUCCGCAGAGUUCAAACACCUGACCCUGAGAGAGCAGAGAUGUGGGAAUGGGGGCCGAGCCAAUUGCGACGCCUCCCUCAUUGUGACCGAGGAGCUGCACCUGAUCACCUUUGAGACCGAGGUGUAUCAUCAAGGCCUCAAGAUUGACCUGGAGACCCACUCCUUGCCAGUCGUGGUCAUCUCCAACAUCUGUCAGAUGCCCAACGCCUGGGCCUCCAUCCUGUGGUAUAACAUGCUGACCAACAACCCCAAGAACGUGAACUUUUUCACCAAGCCCCCGAUCGGAACGUGGGAUCAAGUGGCUGAGGUGCUGAGCUGGCAGUUCUCUUCCACCACCAAGCGAGGGCUGAGCAUCGAGCAGUUGAGCACGCUGGCAGAGAAACUCCUAGGACCUGGUGUGAACUAUUCAGGGUGUCAGAUCACGUGGGCUAAGUUUUGCAAAGAAAACAUGGCUGGCAAGGGCUUCUCCUUCUGGGUCUGGCUGGACAAUAUCAUUGACCUUGUGAAAAAGUACAUCCUGGCCCUUUGGAAUGAAGGGUACAUAAUGGGCUUUAUCAGUAAGGAGAGGGAGCGGGCCAUCUUGAGCACCAAGCCCCCAGGCACCUUCCUGCUGAGAUUCAGUGAAAGCAGCAAAGAAGGAGGAGUCACCUUCACUUGGGUGGAGAAGGACAUCAGCGGUAAGACCCAGAUCCAGUCGGUGGAACCAUACACCAAGCAGCAGCUCAACAACAUGUCGUUUGCUGAAAUCAUCAUGGGCUAUAAGAUCAUGGAUGCUACCAACAUCCUCGUGUCUCCACUGGUCUACCUCUACCCUGACAUUCCAAAGGAGGAGGCGUUUGGAAAGUAUUGUCGGCCAGAGAGCCAGGAGCAUCCCGAAGCUGACCCAGGUAGUGCUGCCCCAUACCUGAAGACCAAGUUCAUCUGUGUGACACCAACGACCUGCAGCAAUACCAUUGACCUGCCGAUGUCCCCCCGCACUUUAGAUUCAUUGAUGCAGUUUGGAAAUAAUGGUGAAGGUGCUGAGCCCUCAGCAGGAGGGCAGUUUGAGUCCCUCACCUUCGACAUGGAGCUGAACUCGGAGUGCGCUACCUCCCCCAUGUGAGGAGCCGAGGACAGGAGCUGCAGAGAGCGAUGACAAGGCACCUCCCCGAGGUCCACCACCCCUUAAACAGCCCCACCCCAGAGCAACUCAACUCCCAACUUUGUGGUUCCAGAUUUUCUUUUUUUCUGUCUCCUACUUUGGCUAUCUUUGAGCAAUCUGGGCACUUUUUAAAAUAGAGAAAGGAGUGAAUGUGGGUGAUACGCUUUUAUCUAAAUGCAAAUAAGGAUGCGCUCUCUGAGACUGUGAUGAGGGGAGGUGGAAGGGGUGGUGAGAGGAAGAAAGAGGAAAUGUCUUUUUUGUCCCCCCCUCCCUUCUCAGCAGCUUGUUGUUGUUGUUGUCAGACAAGUGCCUCCGGUGCCAGCGGCAUCCCUCUGCCCCUUUCUGUAAGCUAAUGCCACAGGCUGCCUCUCGCUACAUCCUCCUGGCAUUGCACUUUUAUCCUUGCUAAUGUCCAAAUAGAAGAUAGGACUUUUAAAGCCCCUAAGUUUCUUUUUAAACUUAUACAAAAAUUUUUUUUAAAGGGCAAAAAAACACUGCAUCGGCGUAGCAUUUUCUAUAUUUAAGAAAACUCAGUUAGUAGCCUCCUUGGUGCUUUAGCCAUUCAGCUUUCUUCAGGCUGAUAAUUUAUAUAAACUUCGACAUGAGCUUCAGGUCCAAUCCUUAAAAAGACAUCUGAAGAUGGGGCUUAGCAUUUGGUUUUGAGAUAGGAAGGUUGAAGGAGACCCUAAAUGUUCUAGACUUUUUACGAACCAGGUUUUUAUUUUUCCCUUUAACGUGUUGGCCUAUUAGUAGGUGAGGCUGGGCAGAGGGGCGCUUCCAAUCCAGCCUCCCUUUCUCCCUGGACUUUGCUCCUGUCUCCGAGCCUGGGUGGCUUCUGUGGGUGCCUUACAAGGGACAGAUGAUUCUCCCUGCCCCUCCCCAACCCCCUCUUGUGGCAUGGCUUCUUCUAGUGUCUAAAGGUCCCUUGUCCCGUUUGCUUUAGGCAUCCUGGUCUCAGGACCUUCUGGAAAAAGAGGGAGAGAGUUACAGGUUGAAGACAACUCCAACUAUGGGGCCCCAGUCAAGGGUCUAGUUGAGCUCAGGGAAUAUGGUUCUUGUUCCAGUUUCUUGGCGAUUUUCAGAGGCACCUGUAAUCACUUCUUCACUUGGUUAACCAGGGGGCAAAGGCUUAGUGAUAAACCUAGGGUGAGGGAGUGGGCACCCCAGCCUCCCUGCAGCGCUGGUGACUAUCUCUCCUCUACCCCCCGCCCCAGGGCCCCAAGAUGAGGCAGAACAACUCGCAUUUACUGUGCAUCUCAGAACACUUAGUAGCAUGCAGGGUGGUCUCUGACAUGGGGCUUCCUCAGACCCAAAGGCAUGGCUAGAUUUGGGUGGUCCAAGACCGCCUUGUCUCAGUUGAACAGAGUUUCUAGGGAAUUCUACUCAUGACACCCAAAUUCGCCAGUUUUUGAAAGAAGGGGGUGAGACCCUCUAAGACAAACAGGGGUUGAUAAGUAGUGGGGAGCAGUCCCCCUCCCUGCAACACUCUCUAGGUUGUAAUAAGCUUAACUUCAGGGACCUGGGGAAGGAUCUGGGCUUCGCUGGAGUAGAAAUUGUAAAACCCUGCGGCUUUUAGGUAGCAUGUGUAUCUGGUUUGAACCCUGAUUGUAGCAAAAGCCCAGAGGGGAGCUGUUCUGGCCCCUCCCUCAAAGAACGCAGUCCUCCAGGACCUGCCUGCUUUCUCUCCACCGUCUCCCUGCGGACCCCUGCCCAGCCGAGGGAUUCCCGUGGACGGCGGAACCUCCCCACACGGUGGUUUGUGAGACGCUGUCCUGGCCACUGCAUUCAAAUUCCAAUGUAUACUUACUUAAUAGUGUAAAAAUUUAUAUUAUUGUGGGUUUUUGGUUUUUUUUGUAUAUUGCUGUAUCUAACUUCCAGAAAUAAAAGUUAUAUAGCAACUGU
Molecule: messenger RNA, 4568 nt
Organism: Phacochoerus africanus (Common warthog)
Lineage: Eukaryota; Metazoa; Chordata; Mammalia; Artiodactyla; Suidae
Gene: STAT3
Product: signal transducer and activator of transcription 3
Exons: 24
Coding region: 315-2627 (770 amino acids)
Biological process (GO): regulation of transcription by RNA polymerase II; cell surface receptor signaling pathway via JAK-STAT; response to peptide hormone
Molecular function (GO): RNA polymerase II cis-regulatory region sequence-specific DNA binding; DNA-binding transcription factor activity, RNA polymerase II-specific
Source: RefSeq, a predicted model, not a curated record